Messenger RNA from Acanthochromis polyacanthus (spiny chromis), 1154 nucleotides. RefSeq names its product RAB38c, member of RAS oncogene family (gene rab38c). The record is from RefSeq and is a predicted model, not a curated record. Bases 222 to 845 code for a protein of 207 amino acids. The transcript is spliced from 4 exons. Gene Ontology annotation, biological process: vesicle-mediated transport. Gene Ontology annotation, cellular component: vesicle; trans-Golgi network; Golgi apparatus. Lineage: Eukaryota; Metazoa; Chordata; Actinopteri; Pomacentridae. Gene Ontology annotation, molecular function: GTPase activity; GTP binding.
CCUGACUGACAACACGGCUGGACUCUGGAGGCUGCAGGAGCUUGACACGGGACUUUAAUGACACUUUUUCGCACUGAGCUGAAGAAAUGUCCUUCUCGUGACAGUUUAAUCUCCAAAACUUUGCUCCGGUUUUGCCGUGAUACCUGUGCAUCUGCAUCGAUCUGAAACUUUCCAUUCUUCUCCUGGGGAUUUCUCAACUUUCCUCCUGCAGAGCUGCAGCCAUGCAGCAGGAGCUCCUGUUCAAAGUGCUGGUGAUCGGGGAUCUGGGAGUGGGAAAAACGUCCAUCAUCAAGCGGUACGUGCAUCAGAUCUUCUCCCAGCACUACCGAGCCACCAUCGGGGUGGACUUCGCCCUGAAGGUGCUGCAGUGGGACAACGACACUGUGAUCCGGCUGCAGCUCUGGGACAUAGCAGGACAGGAGCGCUAUGGGAACAUGACUCGUGUCUACUACCGGGAGGCGGUGGGGGCCCUGGUGGUGUUUGACGUGACGAGGGUGUCAACGUUUGACGCCGUGCUCAAGUGGAAAGACGACCUGGACUCAAAGGUGACCCUGAACCACGGGAAGCCAGUUCCAACUGUGCUCUUGGCCAACAAGUCAGAUCAACUUUCUUCCCAGCAGCCCAAACUCGACUCCUUCUGCAGAGAAAAUGGCUUCGUUGGCUGGUUUGAGACCUCUGCAAAGGAAAACACAAACAUCGAGGAGGCGGCUCGCUGCUUGGUGGAGCACAUCCUGACCAAUGAGGAGAACCCGGGAAUCGAGCGGGACCCCGGCUCCCUCGUCCUGUCUGGAUACACAAACCCCGCAAAGGAUCAUUUCAGCUGCUCGUCAUGUGUGAAGUGGUGACUUCUGGUGAGGCAGGAAGUGAGCAGCGGUGAGGAAAAGUUUGGCUCAGGGACUGUUAGUAAAAAAAAAAAAAAAAAAAUCCUCCUAAUCUCAGCUCAUAGUGAUUAAUGAAGAAAAAUGUAAAACAUGUUGAGCUCUGCAGCGUGUUUGUGAAGGAGGUCAACAUAUCUGGUGCACAAAAGAAUGAAUUUUUAAACAGAUCCUUCAAAAGUCUUAACUUUUUUUGAAAAAACUGAAAAUAUUUCAUAUAGUUUUAAAUUGCAGAAAUGUCUCUAGACAUUAAAUGUGACUCGUAUCACACUGAUGUCA